UUGCACUUAGUAUUGCGUGUACGGAAAUGCACGGAGUUUAUUCAAGCCGCAGUUAUUUUUUUCUCAAAAACGUCCUUGAGUAUUUUGGGGCAUGUCGGGCGCGGCAAGAAGAUUGACUGGCCUGACUGGCUUGAAAGCUGCAGAGGAGCCACAUAAGAAACUUGUUAAUCUGUAUGAACGUACCCUUCGAGUGCUGAGUAAAAUGCCAUCUGAUGCUGGAUACAGGGUGAACACACAUGCUAUUGUUAAAAACCGAUUACAGCUGGUGCAGACAGAAAGUGACCUAAAUACUUUAGAAAGGAAGAUCAACAAUGGAAAAAUUGAGGAGGUGAUAAGACAGGCAGAAAGAGAACUUCACUUGGCCAGAAAUAUGUUACAGUUUAAACCAUGGGAACCUCUGAUUGCGCAGCCACCAAAAAAUCAGUUUCAGUGGCCACCUAAUUAAUGGACUGCUUUAUUUAACUUAGCUCUUUUUGAAUUGAUAUCUGAGUGUAUACGAAGAUGUAAAGAAACUUACAAAAUAAAUGUUAUUGAAGAAACAUAA
Mercenaria mercenaria is the source of this 544-nucleotide messenger RNA. Its product is annotated as NADH dehydrogenase [ubiquinone] 1 alpha subcomplex subunit 5-like. Gene Ontology annotation, biological process: respiratory electron transport chain. Bases 92 to 445 code for a protein of 117 amino acids. Lineage: Eukaryota; Metazoa; Mollusca; Bivalvia; Venerida; Veneridae. The record is from RefSeq and is a predicted model, not a curated record. The transcript is spliced from 4 exons.